This is a messenger RNA of Acipenser ruthenus (sterlet), 2009 nucleotides long. RefSeq names its product proteinase-activated receptor 2-like. Lineage: Eukaryota; Metazoa; Chordata; Actinopteri; Acipenseriformes; Acipenseridae. Gene Ontology annotation, biological process: blood coagulation; phospholipase C-activating G protein-coupled receptor signaling pathway; positive regulation of Rho protein signal transduction. The record is from RefSeq and is a predicted model, not a curated record. The transcript is spliced from 2 exons. Gene Ontology annotation, molecular function: thrombin-activated receptor activity. Bases 239 to 1393 code for a protein of 384 amino acids. Gene Ontology annotation, cellular component: membrane.
AGGAGAUGUUUCACAGAUUAAACCAACCAGGAGGACAGGCGGUCGUGGUCACGUGCGGGUGACGUAUUUCAGGUGGCUGACUGAAGGAAGGUCUUCUGCUUUAUGUUGUGGGUGCGGCUGCGCUUUACACACUUUGAAACGGACUCUGAGUAAGUUGGGAUAAGAAGAAGGGGACACACCAUUUCAUUGAAACCAGGGUUACAGCUGUUUUAUAGAAACGUCAAGACAAACAUCGACAAUGAGAGCUUUUGCUGAAUUUGUAUGCCUGGUGGCGUGCAUAUUUGCUGUGCCUGCGAUGGCAUCUGAAAAAGGGAGCAAUAAAAGUGGCAGAGGAUUCAUUGGCAGACCAGCCAAAGAAAACAUAGGAAGCUAUGAGGUGGAUGACUUUGCCCAGUAUACUCUUACCAGCAAGUUGACCACAGUCUUCUUCCCAAUAGUCUACAUUAUCGUGUUUGUUAUCAGCUUGCCCGCCAAUGGGAUGGCUCUUUGGGUCUUCCUCUUCAGGACCAAAAAGAGACACCCGGCUUCUAUUUACAUGGCAAACCUGGCCCUGGCAGAUCUCUUGUUUGUCAUUUGGAUCCCUUUGAAGAUCGCCUACCACAUCAAUGGGAACAACUGGAUUUAUGGAGAAGGUCUCUGCAAAGUGAUGUUGGGCUUCUUCUAUGGAAACAUGUACUGUUCCAUUCUGUUCAUGACGUGCAUCAGUGUCCAGAGGUACUGGGUCAUUGUCAACCCAAUGUCCCACCACAGAAAGAACACGCAGAUUGCAGUGGGCGUCUGCAUUGCCAUCUGGAUUCUCAUUGCACUGAGCACCAUUCCUCUGUACGUUUCAAACCAAACUCUCAAUAUUACAUCCCUCAAAAUAACCACCUGCCACGAUGUCCUGCCCGAAGAGGACUUGGCGUACAACAUGUUUGGUUAUUUUGUUUCCAUGGCUAUUGGUGCUUUUCUCUUCCCAGCUGUGCUGACUGUAACGGCUUACGUUUUAAUGAUCAAGACCCUGACGGCAUCAAUAACUGACGAGAACAUUGGCAAGAAGCGCAGGAAGGCGAUCAUGCUGAUCAUCACAGUUCUGGUCAUGUAUUUGGUGUGUUUCACCCCCAGCAACAUCAUGCUGGUUGUGCACUACUCUGUUCUCCGAGGGAGUGGUAUCGAUAAGGCCUAUGCAUUCUACGUCACUGCACUCUGUCUUGCUAGCUUGAACAGCUGCAUUGACCCGUUUAUCUAUUACUUUGUUUCACAAGAUUUCAGAGACCAUGUGAAAAAUACCUGUCUCUGCAGGAGCAACCGGACCGUGGAAAGGCUGCGAGUGUCCUUCAGCUCAAUGAAAUAUUCCAAGAGGACCAAUACUUACAAUUCAAGUUCAAAUGCAACUGGGACUUCUAACUGUUGAGAAGACAGAUUUCUACUUGGGAUUGUAUGUGGGAUUGUACAUCAUUUUAGAAAGAGCCAGAUUCCUCACAGGAUAACAGGAUUAUGAAACUGACUUUUGUUUAAUAAUGCUGUUUUAUCUAGGUUAAAGUGCGAUUAUGCAAUAUUACAGUAAAUGUGACCUUCUUAAACUGUGAAUUGUUAAUAUGUUGACUUGUAUAUUAAGAGGUUAUUAAACCUUUCAUGCAUGAAAUCUUGAAAUAGCGAGAAAUGUAGUUUUGUUUGUUUUAUGUGUGAUGGGGGGGGGGGGGGGGGGGAUCAUUAUGUGAGGUUGUCAUGCAUGUGUCUCCCUUAUGUGCCCAUAUUAAUUGUUUUUAUUUAUUUUAAAUCCGUCCCCAUUUUGAGGUUGCCAAAUAUGAAAGGGUUAAAGCAUAAACCAAACUCAAAUGUCCUGAUAUGCACUGGCCAUGACCAUUUCUAUGCUUUUACCUUCUCUCAUUUUUGUUAUAUUAGUAAUUUUUAAAAAUGUUUGUUUCAUUAAGCAUUUUGUGUACUUACUUUUUUUUUUUAGGCAGUGAUACUGAGUUGUUUUUUUUUAACUUUUUUUAUAUAUAUUAAACAGAUUAUACAACCUUUCA